Messenger RNA from Rotaria sordida, 909 nucleotides. NCBI's taxonomy places the organism in Eukaryota, Metazoa, Rotifera, Eurotatoria, Philodinida, Philodinidae. The record is from the annotation of a GenBank genome assembly.
AUGUGUUUUUUAGCAUAUUGUGAUAUUCUUCCAAUACCUCGAAAUAAUUGGAUUCCACCUGAACGAUAUAUAGAAAGUGAUAUUGUAUUUAUUAUUUAUACAGGUGCUUCCUUUUAUCAAAAUCGUGCAAUAGCAACUCGAGAUACAUGGUUAUCACGUGUUACACAUAAAUAUUUUUUUAGUUCAACACCAUAUCCAUCAUUACCUGUCACUGUUAUUGAAGGAGCAGGAGAAAAUUAUGUGUCUAAUAUGAAAAAGUUAUAUCAAGGCAUGAAAAUAGCUUAUCAAGAACAUAAUCAAACAGCAAAAUUUUAUUUUCUAGCAGGUUGUGAUACAUUUGUAAAUGUUCCACAUUUACUCAAACGUCUUGAUCACUUUAAUCAUACUAAACCUCUUGUUAUUGGUGGUCAUCCUUUCGAUCAUUCAUGUUUCAAAAACAAAAAUCAAACGAUUGCAGGCGUAACAUAUCCAUCAGGUGGUGCUGGUUUUUUUCUUAGUUCUGCUUUGAUGGAAAUGAUGUAUCCAAAAAUAGAUUCAUUUUUUCAAGAUCAUUGGCCAAUAGAGAAAGUACCUUAUAGUGAUGUGGCUCUUAACUGUCUUGCAGCAUCACUAGGUGUUCGACCUUCGUUUGUUCCAGGAUUUUGGGCUUUUACUCCACAAGAAACAGUAAAACGUGAUGGACUAUCAAAGUUACGUGCUGAUCCUGAACCAAAUACAUUUCAUUAUGUACCACCAAUAUCAAUGUAUAUUCUCGAUGAAUUCUAUGUUUUUCAACAUAUUGAUCGAUUAGCAAAUGAUAAUAAUAUAAAUGAACUUGUAAAAUUUACUCGACAAUUUGUUGCUGCACAUUAUGAAUUAUUACGUAUUAAACAAAAUGAAUGUACAUUACCACCAGUGAAAUCAACAUAA